AUGGAUGCUUCGGAUGUAUGUCCAACUGAGGAGGCCAUUAAGGCUUUUCUGGAAUACUUGGUCGACCCAAUACUUCCACCUAGAUCUUCUCUGCGUGAUACCCCAUCGCUAUCUCAACAAGAAUCAGUUGCCAAACAGGUUCAUGCUGUUGUGUUACUAUACAACUACUAUCACCGAAAGCAAUGCCCGGAUCUAGAAGUUUUGAACUUCGAUUCGUUUUGCAAGUUGGUUUUGGUUCUGAAACCAGCCCUGCUGCCUCAUAUGAAAUUCAUGCAAAAGCCCAGUGAUACUGAGUUGGAUGACCUGGAGAAACAACUCUCAGUGACAGAAAAAACAAUCAUGGAUGCAUGCAACAUGUCUUUAAGGUUGGAUGCAUCAAAGGAUGUUCCAAAUACAGAGGGAUGGCCAAUUUCUAAAGUUACCGUCUUUUUGGUUGACCCCAAGAAGGAGAACUGCUUAUUGCUAUUCAGUCUCAUUACCCAGGGGGUUUGGUCGGUGAUUGAAAAAGAUUUAGAUGUCGCAGUGCACAGUUCAGAAGAUCAAACGGAGGCAAAACAUGCAAACAGAAACAAAAGAGUCACUGGAAAACCUUCAAGAGUUGAAUCAAGGACUGAUGGAGCUAGCUUCCGCAAACUUGCAUAUUCAGCAGUUAGUGAAGCUGCAGGUAUUAAUCAAACAGAUCUUCUGGUUUUGGAAAGCCAUGUUGUAUUUUCUGUGAGUAAAGAAAAGGCGGCUGUCUGCUUCUUUAUAAUUCAAUGCACCAAAACAGUCAGUGAGAAGAUCAUUCAAAUUCCUAUUCAAGAUGUUAUUGACAGUCUGCAGGGUCCUCUGGUCGGAAAGAGUUCCAGCAGUUGGACAGUUACACCAGUCGUCGAGUACUUCCAUGUGCUUCCUUAUGCUGGGAUUUUGUUAGACUGGUUUUCUAGGAGAGAAUCCUCAAAUGGUUUGCAAGAUUCAAGGCUAGAUGAGGAAAAUAUAACUGUAAACAGCCCUGAUAGGGUUGAAACACCUUGCAAGCUAGAACUUGAUAAAAGCCGAGACAAGUCUCAUGAAAAAGGUAUCAUGAUAGAGAAUGUUGAAAACACAACUGGUUCUAAUCCUCAAUCAUGGAAGCAGAAAGAUACAAGUGGAUGUUGCAAGACAAGUUUGGCUGAUGCCUCCAACGGGCCACAGAAAAUGGAAGUGGAUGACUCUUCCAUGGUCCCCUUGCAGAAUGAACAGAGUUGUAAGAAAAUUUCAAGCACCAUUCAAGUUGUCAAACACCAUAUAGAGAAUCUUGAAAAAGAUACACCCGGAUCUAAACCUCAAUCAAGGGAGCAGAAAGAUACCACUGGAUGUUGCAAGACAAGUUUGGCUGAUGCUUUCAAUGGGCCUCAGAAAAUUGAGGUAGAUGACUCUCCCAUGGUUCCCUCACAAAAUAGAGAACCCUGCAAGAAUAUAUUAAGCACCAUUCAAGUUUCCAACAUGACAUCCUGUAAUGAAAAUGGAUUAAAUUGCUCAGCAAAUCAAGAUGGUAUAGAUGGUCCUGCCAUUGUCACCUAUCAAUCAAGUUCCGAAGAUCUUUACAAGCUUCAGAUUGCUAUAGCUUCUAAAGAAAACAUCUUGUCACAAACUGCUUUGAAAGUUCUUAUGAAAAAAAGGGAUGAACUGUCUAUUCAGCAGCGGAAUAUUGAGGAUGAGAUUGCUCAGUGUGAUAAAAAAAUCCAGACGAUUUUAAAUGGUGGUGAAGAUGAUUUGGCACUAAAGGUAGAGUCCAUUAUAGAAGGUUGUAAUGAUGUCUGUGUAAGAAGUGGAAGGACUCAUCGACUGCUUGAAGACCAACUCCCCCAAAGUAGCAACAGGAAGAGGUUGUCAGAGGCCAUUCUCAAAGAGCAAAAUCCAUGCCAGGAUCUGGAUGAUGCAUGCUAUGAAAACAAUUGGGUAUUACCAACUUAUCGUGUAUCCCCAUCAGAUGGUGGAUUCCAAGCUGAGGUGACAGUAAAAGGGAUGGAUUUUGAUUGUUCAAGUGGGGGUGACCUGUGUUCCAAUCCUCGUGAGGCAAGAGAAUCGGCUGCAGCUCAAAUACUGGUAAAAUUGCGAAGUAUGGCAGGCCAGGCCAAGCAGUUCUAG
Molecule: messenger RNA, 2109 nt
Organism: Prunus armeniaca (apricot)
Lineage: Eukaryota; Viridiplantae; Streptophyta; Magnoliopsida; Rosales; Rosaceae
Source: the annotation of a GenBank genome assembly